This is a messenger RNA of Oncorhynchus tshawytscha (Chinook salmon), 4340 nucleotides long. RefSeq lists its product as uncharacterized. The coding region runs from base 41 to 3853 and encodes 1270 amino acids. Lineage: Eukaryota; Metazoa; Chordata; Actinopteri; Salmoniformes; Salmonidae. Gene Ontology annotation, molecular function: protein phosphatase 1 binding; glycogen binding. Gene Ontology annotation, biological process: regulation of glycogen biosynthetic process. The record is from RefSeq and is a predicted model, not a curated record. Gene Ontology annotation, cellular component: protein phosphatase type 1 complex. The transcript has 4 exons.
GGCUCUGCGAUUCCCCUUCACUCUGUCACUAGACAGCCCAAUGGAGCCUUCUGCAGUCGAACCAAUACCCACCGCGGUCAGCAGCCUCUUGGGUGUCCCAGGGCUUAUCACCUGGGAUGGGGAUGAGGCGAACGACGCGGAGGUGAUCGGUGGCAUCAGGCCCAAGUCCUCUCCUCUCCCACGGAGAAGGAGCGCCAGUGAUUUAAAGGACUGUGAGCUCGAGCUCACCCCAUCCAGCUCUCGGAGAGUGUCCUUUGCGGACGCCCUCGGCCUAAACCUGGUGAAAGUGAAAGAGUUUGACUCGUGGGACAUAACAGUCCCGCUGAACUUCAAUGCCAUGGAGGGAGAGACAGAGGUAGAGGAAUACUACUUGUCCUCAUUAUACACUCCUUUACCAUCCCAAGAAGCCAUGGUCCUGAGAGUUCAGGAGCAGAAGCUAGAGCUGGAGAGCAUUGAGUUACUCUACCAGACUACAAUACUAAGGGGGGUGGUCCGCGUUCUCAAUGUCUCCUUUGAUAAGAUGGUGUACAUCCGCACCUCGCUGGAUGCCUGGGCCACGCACUUUGACCUGCUGGCAGAGUACAUACCAGGGUCCAGCGAUGGAGACACUGACUGCUUCUCAUUCAAGCUCACCCUGGUGCCCCCCUUUGGGGAAAAGGGGGCCAGAGUGGACUUCUGUCUCCGGUACGAGACCCCAGUUGGGACUUUCUGGGCCAACAAUAGUGACCAGAACUAUGUGAUAUUUUGUCACCAGAAAAUCAAGGAGUCGAAAGAGGAACCAGAAAAAGACAAAAGCGGGCACAGGAAAAGCAUCCUGAAAGCCAUCAGUCAUGACUUUCCCUGUGAUGAAAACUGGUCGUCAACCAAUGCUGAAUCUUCAGACGUACACAACCGUGGAGGGAAGAUGGCUAGUGUGAACACUUCCGAGUCUCAGUCAGGAGCACUCCAAGAUGAUUGUCAGAAACUAAUGGUUGAGAGCAGCCGGAACUCCAGCAGAAGAAACCGACGAAAGGCAGCACGAUUGGCGAAGGUGCGGGACUACUUCACCCAGAGAGAGGAUGAGACCCAAGAGAAAGAGAAGGGAGAAGUGGAACCAUCACAGAUCCCACAGGAAAGCACAUUCCCACAGGAAAAGCUUUCAAAUAGGCCUGAGGUACAACCACUGCCACCACAGGGCAGGAAAGGGUUUGGGCUGCAGGCAACAGAUUCUCUGUCUACGUGCAAACUGUCUCCUGGUAUCCCAGACAGCACAUCUUGGCAGGAGUCAGUGAAACCUGAGAAAAUAGACCCAACGUUCCGAUCAGCCCCAUCAGAGCUGAGAGGGAAACAGGCCUCACUGAUCCCCAGCAGCAAGUCAGAUUCAACUGAUCAACCUGCUGCUGGGAGCCAAAAUGGUGAUACGUCUGUUUUCAGUGUAGAGGGAAGUGCUCUGAUGCAGAUGGAAACGGAGAAGGGUGGAUCUGCCAUCAGCACAGACAUAACACAUUCAGAUAACAUUGUCAGGUUGGAGAACAGCACAGCAGGCCCAGUCCCAGGCAGCCAGACCAAUAGCUUUAUGUUUGGUAAUGUUGUGGCCCCACCAUACUGUCAGGGGUUUGGUAGAGUGGAGAGUGGGAGUCCGAGCUUCACCCAUAGAGGGAAUCGAACAAGUGGUCAAUUGCAUGAAUGGGAUUCAACAGCCUACACAGCCCAGAGUUACCCAUCCACAGAGGAAGUAGAAACUCACUCCUGUGUUUCAGCUGAUACUCGUGGAACACCUGAUGACAAGCCUGUAGAUCAACAGGGGUCUCUUAAAUCAAACCCAGAACACUUCAGCUCUGGAUUAAGUACAGAAAGAGAGUCUGAACCUAAACUUCUGUCAGAAGAGGCAGGAGGUCUUCUCAGGACUCACACUGCCCUGAACACUGCUGCUGCUCUCAGGGCACAAAUCCUCAAUGUGAACUCAGGCCUCCAGGGGUCUGAGGAGAACAUUCUGCCUCCUCAGACCCAAAUGCAGCAGGACAGUAAGCUUUCACAAACCCCAUUACCAAACACAACACCUUCACAAACUCCAGUAGACACAGCACUUUCACAAACACAAACUCUGAUAGACGCGACACAAGGCAGUUUCCUACAGUCACAAACUGAAAUGGGGUCAAAGCAUGUCUCUGCUGAGAUGACUCUGCAGGGGGCCAGUUGUGGAUAUGAGAGACCUGAUGAGUCAGAUGAAAUGGAGAACCCUCUCACAGAUGAAUGGUCAACAAGCCCAUUCACAGAAAUAGUAGACACACCUAUAGCCAUGCUAGAGCCUGUGGAUGCUGACCUGAAAGUUCACACUUCAGAGACUGAGGAAAAGAUCACCACUGAGCACCAAAACUUUGCUGUGCCCCGUACGGGCACACCACUGGAGGAAGAAACCAGUGGGACAGCAUUGAAAGAUGAUUCCAUUGUCAUUAAGGAAUGGACAUCAUUGGAGAAAUUAAUGAUGAGAAAACAAACAGAUCAAGUGAAGGAUGAACUAUCAUUUGAAGUGUCAAACAUUUUAUGCAAUGAAGAAAACCGUCAUUCUAUUGACAACGAGGAUUAUGAUGAUGUAGAUGGAGAGAUGUCAAACUAUGUGAGGUAUGAUUAUGAUAAAGACACUGACAAGGGCUCAAAGUUCAAAGAAGAAGAUAUUCAUGAGGAAGUUGAACUGGUAAUGAUGAACAGUAAGAAGUAUUUAGUUCCUACAAAGGAGAUAGACACAAGUAAUGGACAACCAUUUCUAAAGAAAGAUCAAAUAGUAAAAGACUGGGAGGGGACUGUGGAAGAGGAAGACACAAUGGGGGAAUAUGUGGAGGGGGACGAAUGGGAAAUAGAAGAUGAGAUAGUUGUGGAAGAGGAGAUGGUGGUUGGGACAAAGGAGUUGGAGGAGACAGGGGAGGUGGAGGAAACAGAGGAGGAAGUGGAAAAGGAGAAAGAAGAAAUUAUGAUACGGGAAAAGAUAGAAGGAAUGGUGAAGGAAGGAGCGAAGGUGGUGAAGGGAGAGGGGGAAAUGGAGAAAGAAAUGGAGAAGGUGGUAGUUGAAGAAGAGAUGGAGGAUUUAGAGGAGGAGGAUGUUAAGUGGAUAGAGUGGGAGGAAGAGGAGAUUGUAGAGGAAGAGGAGGAGAUUGUAGUGGAAGAAACUGCAGAUGUAGAAGUAAAGGAAAUCGUAGUAGAUGAUCAAAAUGAGUUGGUAGACGAGUUUAGCAUGAACAUGGACAAUAUGAAUGAGGGUGAGGGUGGUAAGAACACAAAUGUAAAGGUCACAGAAAAAUCUAGCCCAGUAGAUAAUACAUUAACAACGAAUGAAGUGUCAAAUCCUUGCCACAAAGAAACUAUCAAUGACGUAAGGCUGGACACCAAGCAUCCUCGAGAUGAAGAAAUGGAAUCUAUCAAUGGAGAAGGGGAGACCUGCAUUCAAUCGGAUAAAUCUGUCAGUGGGAAAGAGGGUGAAGGGGAGGGUGAGGAGGACCAUGCUUCCACAGAGUCUCUGUUAGAGGAUGAGAUAGAGCUGUACAUGCGCAGUCUAAGGGCAGUGCAGAAGCUACGAAACAAGGACUUAGCCUUGAGUCUUGGGAAACGGCCCUCCAUAAGCAGAAGAGGCAGCAAACCGUCCAUGACAUCCAUCAGUGAGUCUGUGGAUGAGGAGCACCCGAGCAACCAGGAAGAUCAGCCAGACACAGACACAGUGGAGCAUCAGCCUACAAGUACACUGCCCCUAGUGGAAGGAGGGCAGGAUAGCACCAGGAGCAAUAUAAUGUGGUGGAGAGAAACAUUUUCUUGGCAUAAUCCCUCAAAAACACUGUUAUACACCAUCCUGUUUGUAGUAUUAUUUUUUGCUGCAUACCAUUAGGACUUUCUGGUCUGUUUUAGACAGGCUGGUUUGUCAGGGGGAGAAACAGCCAAUGAUAAUAAAUAAAACAAUAGGUUGAGACCUGUGAAAAUAUAUUUCAGUGUCUAUAAAGUGCACGACAAUUAAGUUUCAUUAUUUGUCAUUAUGCCUCAUCUCUAAAUAUAGCCUCUAAAUAGAUGUUAAACAAUAUAAUUUAAGAAGCAUGUGCAGUGGCCGAUAAAGAAAACAGAUCUGGCAAUAAGAAUAGGCUGUAGAUAGUCUUGACCAUUUGGGACCCGUUGGCAAUUUCACUCAGGACAGGUUAUAGCCAAGACUUAAUCAAUAUUUUGUUUUGUCUUAUUUAUUGAUAUGGAUAUAGCCUCUGCGUGAUGGGAUUGUGCAACGUAAAUGGUUUUAACAAGCCUUCUUACAGAGUGGAAUUCAUUAAUACAGUGCCUUGCGAAAGUAUUCGGCCCCCUUGAACUUUGCGACCUUUUGCCACAUUUCA